AUGAGUGCUCGGACGGGGCGCCGCAGCGCUUCGCCAGCCCGCGAUGGAGGCGAAGAGCCAUCCAAGGAGUCCAAGGCACUGCGCACUGUCUUCCAGCGCAAGACCCCCGAGGAGAUCGCGCAGCGCCGCUCCAUGCUGGCAGAGCUCGUCCGCCAGACCAGCGAGUUGGAGGAGGGCAGGCCCUGGUCAGGGCCCACAGUGGCCCCAGCGCUGGACAGAGGCAGCGACAAGGCCCCGCCCCCUUUGGCGCGACGAGUCACUGCUGACGGGCCGUUGCGCUUCGCUUCGCACUUCGAGUGCGGGAACCUGCUCACUGCAAAGCUGGUCUUAAGUGCACCUUCGAAGAGUGGCCUUCUACCAGGAGCGGCGCCUCAGGGCCCGGACCUAGAGUACGAGCUGAUGGUGGAUGCAGACACCCAGAGCGCCCAAGGGCACACGCAGUGGUUCUACUUCUCCGUCAGGAACGGUGGCUGGUGUGGGACCGUCCAGUUUCGCAUCGUGAACCUUCGCAAAAAGAAGUCCUUGUACCAGCAGGGUUUCCAGCCUUUCGUGUUCUCCGCGCGGAAGAAGCACCGUGGUUGGGAGCCCUUUGUGUGCCAGGGAGUCAGCUAUUCCCCGAGCGCCAAGAGAGGGGACAAGGAAGGGCUUCGUGGCGAUUUUCACACACUGCAAUGGUCCUAUCGCAUCGAGCGCAAGGAGGAUGAACUCUUCUUCGCGGCCUACCCACCCUACACCUACAGCAUGAUGCAGAGUUUCCUGUCUUGUCUUGAGCAAGAGCCCGCUGCCAGGGCGCACUUUGUGCGCGCUGAGCUCUGUCACUCCAUCGGCCAGCUCCCUGUGCCGCUGCUGGCCAUCAGCCAGGGCCUGCGGACGGAGGAGGCGGAGGGCGAUGACGAGUCCAAGGCCAAAGCCAAGUACGCCAUCGUAAUCACUGCACGCCAACAUCCAGGAGAGGUGGUCGGGUCGUGGGCCGUGCAAGGCCUUCUGCGCUUCUUGCUGGGGCCUACGCCCGCAGCACGGUGCCUGCGUGAGGUCUAUCUCUUUCAUGUCGUUCCCAUGGUCAAUGUGGACGGCGUGGUGCACGGAAACUCUCGCUGCACACUUGCUGGGGUCGAUCCCAACAGAGUUUGGCACGAUCCGAAUCCAAUCCUGCACCCUGUGAUCUUCGCCCUGAAGAAUCAUCUGCGCAGUCUCUCCCAGGGGCUGCAGCCGGCGGCUACACACCACGUAGGGGGUGGAAGCUCUUCGUCUUCAGUGCGGGGUCUCGAGAUGUUCCUGGACCUUCAUGGCCACUCUGCCAAGUUUGGCUGCUUCUUCUACGGGUCAAACCCGACGGCGCACAUAUCCAACGCAGUCUUUCCGAAGAUGUGCUCUUCGAUCUCUACGGACCUUAGCUUUGAGCAAUGCCACUGGCGGUGCACGCGCUCCCACCGAAAGACGGCGCGCUACGUGGUCUACAAGCAGUUCGGGGUCAAGUACACCUACACCAUCGAGUGCUCGUUCUUCGCGCCGGUGGACACAGGCACUGAGGGCUCGGAGGGCUACUUCACACCAUCCAGGGUCGAGUUCAUCGGCUGCGCGGUUGGCUGCGGCUUGGCCCUCUUUUUCAACGUGGACCUCUGCGCUGUUGCCAAAGCCUGCCCUCGGGAGCGACAUCCCCUCGCUUUGGACGCCUUGGGCAGCGAGGUUCAGGAGGAGGCUCAACUUGCAGCAGGCCCGCGACCUCGACCUCCUCUCGCUCCGGGAAGUCCAGGGGAACGGGAGCUUCAAGAGGUCUGCCCCUGCGAGGGCCUUUUGCUGGACCUCUCUUGCCCACGCGUGCUCACCGCCAGGCCUUGGUUUCAGACAGAGGUCUUGGAUUCCAUCACAGCGGGCGACGUGUUGGAAAGUUUGCUGGCAACCUACGGCGAAGUGGUGCCUGACCUGGCACGGCUGACGCGUGGUGACGGCAGUGAUGACGGAGGGGACAGCGACGGGGACGAUGCGGAUGAAGAGGAACGUGUACGACCCAAGGAAGCUGGAGCUGGAGCCGGAUCCGGUGGGUCCGUGACUUCUCCGAGCUCUGGAGCCCGGCGCAAGGGGCCCUCCAAGGAUGCGGCGCAGGCAGCUCCGAAACGCAAUGGGAAGUCUGCUGCUGCAGGCAAGGAGGAUGACCGUGAGGAGAAGCCCACAGAGCCAGGGAGGGAGACAGGUGAGGAGGUUGCAGCUGUGGCUGGCGCCACCGACCCCGCGGGCCGCGGCGUGUCCAGCAGCCCUCUCCCACAAAGCCCAGGCGGCCGACGCUCUUUGCGCGCUCCGCACCGCGCCCGCUCCGUGGACCCUCGCCUCGACUCGCGCUUGGACAAGGACGCAAGGUUCGAUCCGUUGACGGUGGUACGCCUCAGUCCCGAGCAGUGGUCAAGUCCAGAUAUGCGGAUUCCCCGAGGCGCGGCGCAGUACUGGGUCGAGGAUGAGGAGGCACGGCCGAGGGUGCGUCGUGCCGAGGACCCUCAAGGUGUAACGGCGCAGGGUCACCUGGCUGUGCUCUCUGGGUCACAGGCCUCGACUGCUGGAGGCUGCGCACCUCGAGGGCUUUGUGUGACAGGAGGUGGGGCUGUGAGUGCUUCAACCGAUGCCGGAUGGCGCCCGGGAGGCCACAGGCGGCUCUCUGGCCAGGAAAAGACACGGGGCCGGGCUGCCACAGAGCGCGAUCGGCCUUUGCGCCCGUCUCAGAUGCGACAGCCAGGACGCCGCACCCCAGUGGAGGAGGAGGACCCGAUGCUGCUGACCCGGCCGCUGCAAUCCACGCGCCGCCUCACCUCGGGUCAGGACGAGCAGCUCCCAACACACAGCGUCGGGAUGCACUUGGGGCCCUUGCAAGGGCCAGGGCUGUCCCUAUCGCAAAGCCCGCUUGGCCCUCUGUCCAGCCUUACGGCCAAAGAUGGGACACGAGAAGGGCACGGGCCCUGUGGUGGGACAGCGCCGGGCACAGCUCCCGCACGGCGCGGAUCGGGCAGCAAUCAGAGCGCCCCGUCAGGCGCACCCUCCACCAUGCAGCGCUAG
Messenger RNA from Symbiodinium natans, 3042 nucleotides. The record is from the annotation of a GenBank genome assembly. NCBI's taxonomy places the organism in Eukaryota, Dinophyceae, Suessiales, Symbiodiniaceae.